AUGGGGGACUGCCGGCGGCUGUUCGAGUAUUUUGCGAUUGUUGGCCUAAAGGAAGGCGCGGAAGAUCUGAUCCCAACAGCGCAGGAGUGUGGUUGCCGGAACUCUGCGCCACUGGCUCCCAUCACCGACAUAUGCGUCAUUUUUCCUGGAUUGGGCGAAACGGUUCCGGAUGGAUUCGAGCGCAUCACAAGCACACCGAUGGGCUAUCCGGCCGAUCUCAAUCACGGAUCACUGCGCACGCCCUCAGUUUUUCUGUGUUUCCGCCGAGGAUAUCACAAGCCGCCACUAGUUGAUAUCGGUGUACUGGAUGAGGGUCGCGGAGAAAAACCAAUGCUCGACUCGAAUACUGUCCUCUCCACUCCUUUUGGCCGCUCUGCAAACGUUAAUAAUGCUUCACCAGGUGUUUUUCUCACGUACCGCCGGGCGCAAGCAAACAGCGCGCCAAGCCAGCUUGUCGUCACGCACAUUUGUGUCAUCUUGGCAAAUAAGGGCGAAGUGGCCCCGCACACUUAUUACAAAAUUCCCAAAAAUCUGAACAAGGGCAUGGUCGGAUCGGAUGUGUUCUUAUGUUACAAAAAAUCGCAGGGGACGUCAAAACGAAUUGCUUAUAAGCCAUCGGUGUUGGAUCAUUUCCCACUGGAGAACAAGUUUACACUGGCGCAAAAUAUACCAAUGUUCUGUCUUCCGAUGGGCGCGCUGAUUGAAUGCUGGCCAGCCAGAUGUCAGCCUCCGGAUAAAUCCUUCUCCACUUUUGUCCUUACUGAUCAGGAUGGGAGUAAGCUGUACGGUUCGUCGAUCACAUUUUACGAGCCAUAUACGAAGCCGCUGAGUACAGAACAAAUGGAAAAAUUAGAGCUAACUAAUGAAGCUGUUACACAUGGAACAGUGGAGGAUGCGUCCAGCACAAACGAUCCAGCGGAGCAGGUGACGUUUCACAGCAACAUGUCAAUCUGCAUCAUAUCCAGAUAUCCGUUUUUCACUGCUUUCAAGCGCUUCCUGUUCUAUCUUCACCGCAUCUCGCUGUCCACCUCGCAGCCUGUUCCCAUUGAGCGUUACAUCUCCCAUCUGCUCGGCAAUGAAACAAUAUCAUUUGAGAGCCAUGACGACUCACAGUUGCCCCUUUCCGGUGCUGCAUUUUUUGAUACUUUGAAGUGUCUCGGACCUGAAAAUCUCAUGUAUUUGAUGUUGCUUGCGUUGUUGGAACAGAAAAUUUUGGUUCAUUCGUUGCGGCCGUGGUUACUGACUGCAGUUGCCGAGAGUGUUUGUGCUUUAAUGUUCCCCUUCCACUGGCAAUGUCCAUACAUUCCUCAGUGUCCCCUCUCGCUUGCUGGUGUUCUUCAUGCCCCGCUUCCUUUCAUUGCUGGUGUCGAUUCCAGGUAUUUUGAUUUGUACGAAGAUCCGCCAUCCGAUGUCACAUGUUUCGAUCUCGACACGUCAACAGUCAGUUUCUCGUCCGUUCGGCAGACGCUGAAGCUCAGCAUGCUUCCAAAGGUGUCUCACGCAUGUUUUAAUAACCACAUAAAUUAUGAAGCGCAUACUUGGAUCUGCCCUUGUACAGCAUCAUCCUAG
This is a messenger RNA of Gongylonema pulchrum, 1569 nucleotides long. The record is from the annotation of a GenBank genome assembly. NCBI's taxonomy places the organism in Eukaryota, Metazoa, Nematoda, Chromadorea, Rhabditida, Gongylonematidae.